Molecule: messenger RNA, 951 nt
Organism: Python bivittatus (Burmese python)
Lineage: Eukaryota; Metazoa; Chordata; Lepidosauria; Squamata; Pythonidae
Product: olfactory receptor 13A1-like
Biological process (GO): G protein-coupled receptor signaling pathway
Cellular component (GO): membrane
Molecular function (GO): G protein-coupled receptor activity; olfactory receptor activity
Source: RefSeq, a predicted model, not a curated record
AUGAAGGUCACUGGAGUCAGAGUUGUUGAAAUAAAAAACCAUUCUGCCAUUACAGAAUUUAUCCUACUGGGUCUUACUGAUUCCCCUGAACUGCAGAUACCUCUCUUUGGGGUGUUUACAUUCAUCUAUGCUGCAGCUGUAGAUGCCAACUUCCUCCUCAUGUCUACUAUAUGCACAUUCAAGAAACUCCACACACCCAUGUACUUCCUCAUAUUCAAUUUGUCCUUAGUGAAUAUAUUGUCUAUCUCAGUUAUAACUCCCAGGUUACUCAAAAGUCUUUUGACCCAUACAAAAAUGGUUUCACUUUAUGGCUGUAUUGCACAAAUAUAUUUCUUUAUAUGGACCUUGGGGUCAGAAUUGUUCCUUCUGUCAUUUAUGGCCUUUGACCGCUAUGCUGCCAUCUGCCAGCCUUUGCAUUACACUGUUAUCAUGAGGAAAGAAGUAUGUGUCGCCAUAGCAACCACUGUAUGGAUUGCUGGAAUGCUAAACACUUCGGUACAAACUGUAUUCAUGCUCCAGCUUUCUUUUUGUGAUUCCAAUGUCAUCGAUCAUUUCUUCUGUGAUAUACCUCAAAUAUUAGAUCUUGCGUGUUCAGACACCAGUAUAAUCCAUGUUAGUACAAUCAUUUCAGAUGUGUUUUUUGGGAUUGUUACUUGUGGGUUGACUCUAACAUCCUAUUUUUUUAUACUGAGGACCAUCUUCAGGAUCCGUUUCACUGAAGGAAAAAAGAAAGCAUUCUCCACAUGUUCCUCACAUCUCUUUGUAAUCAGUUUUUACUUUUCUUCAGUCAUCUACACAUAUAUCAGGCCUCCUUUUUCUUCUGUAGAGAAGGACAAGUUCAUUGCUCUCCUUCAUACAGUGGUAACUCCAGUUGUUAAUCCACUCAUAUAUUCUUUGAGAAACAAAGAUGUUAAAGAAGCAAUGAAAAUGCUCACUAGAGAACUCAAAUAG